Messenger RNA from Trichoderma reesei QM6a, 1356 nucleotides. RefSeq lists its product as uncharacterized. The annotation marks the transcript as partial. Gene Ontology annotation, cellular component: cytoplasm; nucleus. Gene Ontology annotation, biological process: nucleobase-containing compound metabolic process. The record is from RefSeq and is a predicted model, not a curated record. The transcript is spliced from 2 exons. NCBI's taxonomy places the organism in Eukaryota, Fungi, Ascomycota, Sordariomycetes, Hypocreales, Hypocreaceae. Gene Ontology annotation, molecular function: nucleic acid binding; 3'-5' exonuclease activity.
GAAGAGUUCCUCGCAGCUCGUGCCGCUGUCCCUGGCACCUCACAGUCUCACUGGUCACAUACGAUGUACCACCGAGCUGGUGAGAAUGGCGCCGUGGACAACGUCAAGGUUCAUUACUGUGAAAGUAAAGCCACGGCAGAGCGUGUCUGCAAGGAGUAUUUCCUCAACGAGGAUGUCCUCGGCUUCGACCUCGAGUGGAUGAAGUACGCAACACGUACGGACGGGCCGCGGCAGAACGUCUCUCUCAUUCAGAUUGCAAGUCCUAGCCGUAUUGCCCUGAUCCAUGUGGCAUUGUUUGCAAAAGAAGAUGGCGAUCUAGUUGCGCCGUCGUUGCGCAAGAUCUUGGAGAAUCCUAACGUGAGCAAGGUCGGCGUCAACAUCGGCGGAGAUUGCACCCGCCUCAAAAACUACCUCGGUAUCACUGUUCGUGGUGUCUUCGAGCUGAGCCACCUCUACAAAGUCGUCAAGUAUUUGCCAGAGAAGCCUUCCAUGGUCAACAAGGGGCUGGUGUCGUUGGCUACCCAAGUCGAAGACCACUUACUGCUUCCUCUGUACAAGGGUCUCGUUGUUCGAACCGGCAAUUGGAUGAGGCGACUGAACCCUCAACAAAUUCAUUAUUCCGCCUCAGAUGCUUACGCAGGCCUUCAGCUCUACUACGUGCUGGAGGAGAAACGAAAGGCAAUUGUGCCAUGCCCUCCAAGGCCGCACCAUGCGGAACUGAGGCUGCCCAUCCCCCUUCCCGAGCCCCCAGUCGUUGAGGCUCAAGCAAGUGAGGAUGGCUCGACAGUGGACCCUUCAACAACUUCUACAGACAAAACAACCCCCAUAUCAAGACGCAGACCUUACAAGCCGAGAACCGCGAGGCGUAGAGCUCAAUCACUAAAGGCUUCAGCAUCAGAACUUGGAGCGUCGGAAACAUCAGUGAUGGGAGACGCAGCUUCUGAGUCUUUAGAGGCAAACCUGAAGCCUGAAGACACACGAGAUGCGCGCAUCAUCGAAGCCGAAGCCCAAAUGAAAGAGUACCGCUCCUCGAAAGGGAACAAGCUGGAGACAACGGCUGCCCGCCUCCGAGCGUACUACAUCUGGCAUCAGAACGAGGACCUUUGCCCUUCCGAUAUCGCAGCGCUCCUGCGAGAUCCACCGCUCUUGACGGCCACUGUUGUUGGUUACGUUAUAGACGCUAUACAGGCUGAGAAACUGCCCUAUCCUGCGAUUAGAAUGCAUAAAGAGAUCGUGUCACUCAUAGAUCUUACGAAGCCGUACAUGUAUAAGUAUUCGACACUGGUGAGGGAAUGUACAGAGGCGGCAGAGAAGAUGAUGAAAGAGCAGCAGGCAGAGGCGGCAGACACGACAUGA